CCUUCCUUUUGCAAUUUGCAUUGGUUUUUUCGUGACAGGAACGUGAAUAAACAUAUUUUUCAAUAAGUACUUCAAAUUGUACGAGUAAAAUAGGGAUUCAAAUUGGAAAUUACCAUUUCCUCGAGGAGAUUUAGUUUUUCUAACCACAAAAAUGGCCAAAUUUUUCGCAUUAUUUUUGAUCAUCGUUUCAUUUAGCGCCCUCAGUUUCAUCAAACAAGGAGAAGCAGGAAUAACCAGUCCCAGCAAUCAAUCACAAAACUUAGCUGACAAAUACGAACCGUUCUUGGUCGUAACAUCCGACACGUGGUUAUCACCAGAAUCUAAUUACGAAUUGCCAUCUGAAUUAAUAGUAAAAGACGACACGGGCGUGAAAUGGCAAUUAGCAUCAGGAUCAGAGGAAAAAUUCGUAAUUUCACUCUGUCCUGAAUUCCGCACUACGGAUCCAGAAGUGGAAAUUAUUCUGGAAGUCCUCAACGAAGUAUUCCCCAAUUCCAAGAAGUGCAUGUUUGUGAGAGAGUUUACAAGGAAUGAACCGCAUGCUUGUGAACGAGAACCGCAAAUAUCGUUAGAAAAAAGAAAACAAGAUGACGGAUCACCAGUUACUUGCGGUGUCAGUGACCAGCAACAAUUAAUAGAUGCUCUGUAUUACAAUUGUGUUUCAGACCAGAGAUUGGUAGAAUACACAGUAGAAUUACAGGCUACACAAAGAGAUUCCACCAAAGUCCCUCCAUUUGAACCGAUACGUUACUUCAUGUACGAAAUAUGCUACGAUUUUCAACGCAAUCAAACACUAUGGACAAAAUAUACGCCCAUGACUCCGCCACUAAUCGCUGAUAAAAUAUCGCUUCACAAAACCCUAAGCGAUAUCGAUAUCAAAGACUUCAGCACAGAUAUCUCCUCCUUAAACUUGAGCUCGGCGAGAUUUGAAAAUCUUAAAAAAUCAUAUCAACUCACCAGCCCUAGCACCAGCUCAGUGUUCACUUUGGUGCCCGAAGACCACAUGGCGAUGCUGUAUUGGAAGAAAGCCACUAGCCACAUAAUCAAUUCGGCACCUCUAUUGCAUGAAUUUAUCCCCAUAAUGAAGGCUAUCAACGAUGGAAUUUUCAACGCGUCGCAUAAUUUAUUUGUAAAAUCGAAAGAUAUUUUGAAAAUUUACACCGCAGCCGACACGGAAGUUAUACCGAUGAUGAAUUUUAUAUCAAGUUUUGAUAUUGUAAAGGGAGACGAAAUCCAGUUGAAGCUCAAAAAAGAUGCUGAAAUUAUUAAUUUAUUCAAACCAAAUAUAUGGUAUAAAUUCGUGUACAAUGAAAGCGAAAAAUCCGGAGUUGUAAUUGUACUGCAUAAUACCCGUGAAAAUAUCCCUUUCAAAGAAUGUUCAGACAAUGAGAUUAUAGAUUGUGAUAUCAAGAAGUGGUCUGCUUAUUCGGAGCAUAUCUCCGAUAAAAGUCUAGACAAUGUGUACUGUUGUCGAGCAUCGGAGAACAUGGUAAAAGAAAUGUUUUCGAUACAAGUAAAGCUCGAGAACGCAUUAUUUGAUAUCGAAGCAAUGAUUCCAGUGAAGAGAGUGACCUUUAAAGAUUUCCCUAAAUACAAAGGAAACGACAGCGCCUCCGAGGCAGCGGAAACUACAGCUAUUAAUCUCUGAACAUUUUCCUCGAUUACUAAUUCAAAAGAAAAAUAUGCAAUUAUUCAUUUUCAUGUUAGCUCUUACAUAUUAGCCAAUAUAAAAUAGGUACCUACUACCUACCUAUCAAUUAUCAUAAUGAUUCAGUCAAUGUUAAAAGCAACCGAUGCUCCAUAAAAAUUGUUAAUUACGAUACCGUUUAUGUUAAUAUAAAUAUAAUCAGUCAUAAGUAUUAUUAUUAUUUAGAAAAAAAAAAACACAUUUCUCAUCACCAUAAGCAAGUAUACAUAUGAAGCAUGUGUUUCCAAAACGCACUAAGUCCAAAAAAAUAUUGAUAAGAAAUUCAUGAUACUUACUUAGUACAAUUUGGAAACGUUAUAGAAAUGGCUCAAAUUGGCUGAUUUUUUGAUAUGUUGUAGCCAAGACCCUUGGGCACAACAUAUCAAAAAACCAGCCAUUUUGGGCCGCACUAGAUGGCCUUGCAACCUCAGAAUCUUUAAAAAUGGACUUGGUGCGUUUUGGAAACACAUGCUUCAUAUAACUAUAUGCCAAAUUGCCAACUGAAUUAGGUAACCUACAUUUUUUAUAAAAUUGAGUGAGGAAGUAAAAUCAAAAAUUUGUGUUUUUACUUCUCACACGUUUUGAAAUACCUACAUACCUACUAAAAAUCUUAAUUUAAUUUGAUUUCCCAAGUUUUGAG
This is a messenger RNA of Planococcus citri (citrus mealybug), 2324 nucleotides long. RefSeq lists its product as uncharacterized. The transcript is spliced from 5 exons. The record is from RefSeq and is a predicted model, not a curated record. Lineage: Eukaryota; Metazoa; Arthropoda; Insecta; Hemiptera; Pseudococcidae. Bases 152 to 1645 code for a protein of 497 amino acids.